This is a messenger RNA of Branchiostoma floridae (Florida lancelet), 2846 nucleotides long. RefSeq names its product protein lifeguard 2-like. The transcript is spliced from 13 exons. The coding region runs from base 122 to 1390 and encodes 422 amino acids. Gene Ontology annotation, biological process: negative regulation of apoptotic signaling pathway. The record is from RefSeq and is a predicted model, not a curated record. Lineage: Eukaryota; Metazoa; Chordata; Leptocardii; Amphioxiformes; Branchiostomatidae. Gene Ontology annotation, cellular component: endoplasmic reticulum; membrane; Golgi apparatus.
GUUCGCGUGACGUCAUUUGGAGAAUCAAGGGUCUUGUCGUGAUCGAUGUAGUGAUUUCUUCAGCAAAUUUUCGACAAGAAGGAUCAAAUCUUAUCAGAGAGAAAACCUAGUGGUGUUCAAGAUGUCAGUCCCAGCUCCUCCCAGCUAUGAAGAUGCCACCACAGGGGGGUACGGUAAACCUGACCAGCCAGCCUACCCCCCUGGUAUGGGACCCCCUGCGAUGGGACCCCCCGGCAUGGGGCCUAACAUGGCCCCCUUCCCCCCUGCUCCAGGAGGCGCACCCUUCCCACCCCCCGUGAUGCCACGUGGUAUGCCCGGCGCAGGUGGUUUCCCCGCCAUGCAGCCCGGCUACCCACCGGCACAGGGUGGAUACCAGCAGCCCCCGUCCACGGCGUACGGGACCGUCCCCGGCGCAUACAACACCGUCUACAGCGACACCGUUCCCGAGACCCACGUACGGGACCCAGAGUCGUCUGGAUCUUCCGAUGAAAACUUUGCGAGCUCAGCUUUUAAUGACAAGGCCAUUCGCAGACAGUUUAUCAAGAAGGUAUACCUAGUACUGACUGCACAGCUGUUGGUCACCUUUGGAUUUGUUUGCAUCUUCAAAUUUGUGCCAGAAGUGCACCAGUUUGCUCGUGAGAACCCUGGACUGUACUGGGCAGGAUAUGCCGUGUUCAUCGUGACAUACUUUGCGUUGGUCUGCUGUCCGACUGUGCGCCGCAAGUACCCUAUGAACGUCAUCAUGCUCAGCCUAUUCACACUGGCCAUGUCCUACAUGGUGGGGAUAAUAACAAGCUACUAUGACAUCUACAGUGUGCUGAUGGCAGUUGGCAUCACCUGUGUAAGUUUAAUUUCACUUUGUGUGUUUUCUUGGGAGGGUGUGACUAAAAGACCACAUGAUGUGUUCUGCAUCACCUUCAAUCCCAGACCUCUCAUUGGUUGGACUGGUACCUCAGAUGGUAUGGGAGUAACCCCAUGCUGUAUUCUGUAUGUACUUAUAGUCAAGUUAGUCAAGAAAGAAUACCCUUAUAAUGAUUGUUCCUCUGUUCUACAGCUGGUUUGUUUUGGAGUGUCCCUCUUUGCCAUGCAGACCAAGUAUGACUUCACCGGCUGUGGAGGGUUCCUGUUUGUGGGUGUGCUGGUCCUCUUCAUCUUCGGCCUCAUCGCUCUCAUCACCUUCCCAUGGGUGCCGAUCCUGCAGACUGUGUAUGCUGGACUGGGAGCUCUGCUCUUUGCCCUGUUCCUGGCCUACGACACCCAGCUGGUUGUUGGCGGGAAGCGUCACGAGCUGAGCCCUGAGGAGUACAUCGCCGGCGCGCUGCAGCUGUACCUGGACAUCGUCUACAUCUUCCUCUUCAUCCUGCAGCUGGUCGGCAGCAGAGGUAACUAGACCACUGCGUCGCCACGGCAAUUUUUAAAAAACCCAUCCUUGUUUUGGACCUUGAGUCCUGUUUUGCUGGUAUGCUUCGAUACACAUCACUUCAAUAUAAAAGACACAAGAUCAACACAUCACCAUGCCUAUUUUUUUUUAAAUCCACCCUUGUUUAGACCUUCAGUCUUGUUUUGCUGAUCUGUGAGAACAGAUCACUUCGAUAUGAAAGACAUGAGACCAACACAUUGCCGUGCCAAUUUUUUAACGCACACCCUUGUUUUGGACCUUCAGUCCUGUUUUGCUGGUUUGCUUUGACAUACUGUAAGCAUAGAAGAUCACUUUCAAUAUGAAAAACACGAGAAAUGUUCAAGAUGAAUAUCUCUAACAGUUGUACUGUAAAUGUAUUUACUUUUGCGGUGGUUUUAUAUCAUGGUAGGAGGCGAAAUGAGGUUUUAAUUUGCGUUUGAAACAAUUUUGUACUUCUAUAUGUAAUCAUACAUUCAAACACAUAGUCGUGGUGUGAUAAAUUCCCAGAGGUCACCAAGAAAAAGGAGCAAAUAUGACCACCGCAAAAGUAUCCAGAUUUACAGAAGCACAGCUUGCAGUCGGUUUUCUAUCAUUUCUUGAUCCACAUUUAAGGACAUUGGGUGUUUUUUUCUUGAUUUAUUUAACUUUAUUUUUUUACUUGUUUAUGCAAUGCUGAGCAGUUUCAUGUAAGGGGUAGCAGGUAACUGAUUUUGUUUAGGGUGAUAUUUCUUCAUCUAAACACAGCUGUUUGCAAAACUUGCUGUUGUUCAUCAUGCAGUUAAACGAAGUGCAUAGAGUAAUCUUAUGACGUACAAUUUCAUAUUUUUGCCUCGCAUCAGACCUCCUUGUCUCUUUACGCAUGCCAAAUUGAAUUUUCAAAACUGACUUUCUGGCUUUUACUUAUAUAUAAUAACCAGAAAACUGAAACAAAAGUAUUUUUGAAAGUAACAGUGCUUGUAUAUGUCUUUUGCUUCAAGAAGUGUGGCUAAAAUACUAUGAUAUUAUUGGUGUUGACUGUAAUGCAUGGUUAGAGUGGAAGAUUCUACUACAUUUGGGUGUGUUUUCUGUGUGUUCCCCUUCCAUGCUGACCUAGGCGGUGGCGAGUAAAACCUUUCAGAACCUGGACACCCCUCGUGUUGAAAUGGAAUGAUCUCUGAAACUGAAAAAUAAGUCACUUGACCCAAGGAAGUCAAUAGACAUGAAUGCAAAAGGUAUCAUUGGGAAGAAGUCAAGAUGCUUUACUUGACAUAAUUUCUUUUUUUAUCCACCCUAUGCGAAAAUGGUUCCAAUCCAACUAACAAAUUUUCUUACUGUUAUCAUUUAAAGAUUAGGCCCCCCCCCCCCAAAAAAAAGUUUGGUAAAUGCAAAAGAUUGAUGAAUUUUAAGUUCCAUCUUUAACAAAGUGUGCAUGCUAGCCCUUGUUAACUGAAAGUCACUAACAAAAUGU